AUGUCUCAGGCUCUCGAAAGUCCCGAUGGGACCGCUCUGACUUGGAUCUUUGACCACAUUUUGCGUUACCCCGGCACCUACGAGAUUCCAUUGCGCACCAUGUACACGCUGAACUGCAACCCCUCCAAGAGUUCCGGCCCGUCGCGUCCGGAGACGGCCUUUUCCGCGCGUAGUUCGACUUCGACCUCCUCUUCGUCUUCGGAGGAGAAUGCCAGCAUUGAUGCUGCGCUAGACUUCCGCUCGCAGCUGAUGCACCAAAUGUCUCGUCUCCCGUCUCAACCGUGCUCCCUCCCCGCGUCCUUUUUGACCAGCUUCGUCCGUCGCACCUUCGCCUCCGAGCUCGAGUCAGUGGAUUUCCCCCAGGCAUUGACCGCGUUGGAUUACCUGAAGGACCUGGAAAACCGAUGGAAGAAGGAAAUGACCGGCGCCUACGACCGCCUGGGCCUGACUCGCGAAGAUGUGGAGGCCCCGUUCCGCUCUGAGCUGGCGAUUCAGCAUCCGGAAGUUAUGGCCUGGCACUACAAGAUCACCGUGAACGCCAAGCACCUGGAGGCCCUGUAUACUCAAAUCUACAUUGGGCUCCGUCGUUGGACUCUAAUCAACGAUAUGAUGCUUGAUCCCCACAACCGGCCCAACAACCUGGCCAUGCUAAACACGCUCUUCCCGCCCACUGCCGCUUCUUCGCCUUCCCCCACCAAGCAAUUGACUCCCACCACGCUGCUUGCCCAGCGCGAUGGGUUCUUUCGCUAUGUUAAGAAGGUCGACGCGGAGGGCCCCGCGGUUCUGGACCACCUGAUUACGCAACAUGCCCCAGAGGGCCACGCCACCUCCUGGCCUCUUGUGCACGAUGUGUUGGAAAAGUUCCUUGUCGCGGCGAACGAAAUGAUAGAAGAGACGAUGAUGAUCAAAGAACCCGCCGACUUGAACCAAGCCGAGACCUUUCAACGUCCCAAGACCCGCAAGGCCGAUUCGGGAAUCAGCUUCGGGUCUCCCGCCACCAAUGAGAGUGCCACCAAUGAGUGUGCGGCCAAUGAGUGUGCGGCCAAUGAGAGUGUCACGGUGGCAGCCUUGGAGAAGCCUCUCCCUCAGUUUCCUGUCCCCAAACCCCAAGGCAAGGCAGCUGGUUCUGCACUGGAGCGUCUAGUCACCGAAUUCCGUCGGCUGGGCCCGAGCAACAAGUCUAAGAACCUGAAGAAGAUGAAAUCAUCCUCUGCACUGCAAUCGCGGCCUGGUAGCCAGCAUAGUUCUGCCGAGAGUUCCUUCUUUGAAAUUGAUGAGCAAAAACGCCGCCGCCUGAUUGGCGAAGCCACAAGCCGAAAGGCCGCUUUCCACUAA
Molecule: messenger RNA, 1335 nt
Organism: Penicillium chermesinum
Lineage: Eukaryota; Fungi; Ascomycota; Eurotiomycetes; Eurotiales; Aspergillaceae
Exons: 2
Coding region: 1-1335 (444 amino acids)
Source: RefSeq, a predicted model, not a curated record